AUGGGUUUCUCGCACUCGCUCGAGGUUCUAUACGCACUUCUGCAGUUAUACACAAGCAGAGCUGCAUCUUCCUCUAGCUUCUCCGAUGUCCCCUAUCCGCAUCUCCAGCAACGAUUGCAGCAAACUUUACGUGCGGUGGCGCUCACGGCCUUUGGCGCCGUAUCCUUUCCUCUGUUCUUGCUCUGUCUUGUUCCGCUGCUCUCUCCGCUGCGAUUCUCAAGUUUCACUGCGUUUUUAUUGGUAACAGUCUCGUUGUGGAUCGCUACAGUCUCCCAUAUAGCACUUCGGUAUGUACUGCUACCUAUGCCCCGGAGAGCGUCGGGGGAGCCGGUCCGCGGAGGGUUCCAGGCUGCCGUCUGUGCUGUCGUGGAUGUUGUUAAUCGUGUGCGCCAGCAGCCACAGCUGCCCGUGCUGCUGCUUCUUUGCAUGAUUCACUCGUACGCAUGGAAGCUCGUACUUUACUACGGUAUGGAGCACGGCCCCGGAAUCUCAGUAGACUUUCAAUCGUUUGCAGUUGCCGGUGGCCUCGUAGCAUUCACUUCCUUUGUCCUAAUCGAAAACAGUUUGGCAGAAGAUCCGUUUGUGUUGGAACCACGUACAGCAUUUGUUAAAGAGAUGCAGCGAAAUGUGGUGCGUGCAGUACGUCGUGGAAUGCUUGUGUAUAUUGUGGGAUACGCUUUGAGCUAUCUGUUCGGUGGUAGCAGUGAUGGUGAGAUUAAUGCGGCAGAAAUGAGCUUUUUCUCACUCUACACAUCAAUAGUAUCUUUUCAAGUGACAACGAGUAUCCUCGAAAAUCUGGCAAUACUCAGUGCUACUUCAGUAUUCAGAAUUCUCCUAUAUCGUGGGAGUCACCAGGUGGUAGGUGCUGCGUUCAGUAAGUCUGCCAACUUGUGGGAUUCACUUGUAGCUGUGGAGCUGAAUAAUUGUGAUGUUGCAAGUGCGUUGUUUGCGACGGAAAAUGUGGUCGACCGACAGAAUGCCACGCCGCUGGAUGAACAGUAUUCUCAAAGUUUGCUCCAGCGAAAAGAGGCGGCUAUGAAAAAAAUUUCGGACAAGAAAACCAUAAAAGCUCCUGCAGAUGUGGAAGAUAUCGAAAUUUUUGACAGUUUAUUCAAAUUCGACAACUUACUUACUGGAUGUAAAUUCGACGCUGCCGUGCGAGAGUCGCUUUUCUCGUCCUGGAAUCGUUGGAAUGCGCUGUUUACUUCCUCAACUGCGGUUGUAGAUGGGUUUACCUUGAUGUUACAGCUGCUGAAUGCGCUACCGGAAACAAAAGGCGAUCCGAAGAAUGACUCGCCGACCGGCGCAUUGGCUCUUGAAAAAUCCGUUGCAACAUUACUGCGCUUUUUGAACUUACAUCAAGAUGCGCAUCCACUCUUUUUGCUUCAGCAUUACCCCCAUCUAGCAAAUCUUCGUAUCUCGUCUUCCAGUGUAAAGUCAUCCAUCCGAUAUUUUUUCGAGUCAAAGCUGCAGUUCGCUAAUCGCCGCUUCAUAUUGGAAGAAGCACGACGACGUGUGUUCCAGCGUGUAAAAGUUGUUUACACGGCAGAGACGCUGCUUUGUCAUCUAGUUUGUGCCUCGCGUGCCGAAGACAAGCAGGGAUAUGUUCAGCACGCUAUUCCCGCUGUGCUUUCAUCGCUCGUAGAUUGCCGCAACUCUUUGACUGCGUAUUUAGAAACGUGUCUGAAGGGCAGCGUUGCAACUGACGUCUAUGUGCAACAAGCUACCGCACUUGCAAAAGGUAUUGACAGCGGAAUAUAUCGCAUCACGGAGGUAUUUCAAGGCGAACUGUCUUUGCUUCAGUUCUCUUCUGAUGUAAGAACGGCUCUGCUCGCAUAUACAAGCUUUGAAAUUUAA
Messenger RNA from Plasmopara halstedii, 1857 nucleotides. RefSeq names its product Nucleoporin protein Ndc1-Nup. NCBI's taxonomy places the organism in Eukaryota, Oomycota, Peronosporomycetes, Peronosporales, Peronosporaceae. Gene Ontology annotation, molecular function: protein-macromolecule adaptor activity. Gene Ontology annotation, biological process: nuclear pore organization. Gene Ontology annotation, cellular component: nuclear pore transmembrane ring. The record is from RefSeq and is a predicted model, not a curated record. The transcript has 3 exons. Bases 1 to 1857 code for a protein of 618 amino acids.